Messenger RNA from Mytilus trossulus (common blue mussel), 1941 nucleotides. RefSeq names its product protein tweety homolog 2-like. NCBI's taxonomy places the organism in Eukaryota, Metazoa, Mollusca, Bivalvia, Mytilida, Mytilidae. Gene Ontology annotation, molecular function: volume-sensitive chloride channel activity; intracellularly calcium-gated chloride channel activity. The coding region runs from base 138 to 1637 and encodes 499 amino acids. The record is from RefSeq and is a predicted model, not a curated record. The transcript has 14 exons. Gene Ontology annotation, cellular component: plasma membrane.
CGUCAAGUUUCGAAAGUCAAAAUGGCGGACGUCUCAUGAGAUGAUGAGUGACCAUUAUGUGUUAGUUAUUUCAAAACUUUGGAAUGUUACUAAACAGUUUCACUGAAUAAUUUCGCAAGAGAGAAGAAUAUUUCAAAAUGGAUUCGUUCGAACGAGAAUGGAUAACAAACUUUUUGCACUCAUUUCCUCAUGUUACUUUCUCUUUUAAACUAAAUAACUCAACAUUCAACCCAGAUGAUGCUAAUUACAGAGAGUCCAUCAUAUUCCUAGCAGUAUUACCAGUAGUGCUGUUUGUACUGUUUUUGAUAAUCAGUCUGUGUUGUACUUGUUUUCAAUGCAAGAAGGAAAGACCACAGAAAAGAGUGAAGUCAUGUUGUCCAGCUGGUAUCAUUGGAAUCAUUAUAUUUGUAGCCAUAGCUGCAGCUGCUAUUGGUUUGUAUGCAAACGAAAAGACUGACAAUGGAGUCAACGACUUUAAUGAUGCAGUUAAAGAUGUAAAUAAAACAUUGACAGAAGCUCUCAAAACUAUAAAUAAAAUGCAUGGUAUUGCUGCAAAUCUAGCAGACAGAAGUAUUCCAGAUUUGGAAAAAGUUUUACUGGGUAUGAUAUCCAACCUAACAGUAAAGACACAGAUAGGAGAGUUUACUAAAGACAUGUCAGACCAGUCUACUAAAGCCAAAACAGAUAUCAAAAAUUUAUUGGAUAGCACUCCUGAUGUUAACCUGGAUUUUAUAUCUGACAAUACAACAAAUGGAGAAUUUAUAAGAUGGACAUCAACAGUAGUUGUAUUGUCUGUAAUACUAUUUGUAUUAGUUGUAUCAUUGUGUGGUUGUUGUAAAAGAUCUAGAUGUCUCCUGGCAACCUCUAUUUCCUUUGGUUUCCUUAUCCUGUUCCUCUCCUGGAUAAUGAAUGGAGUGUACCUAGGAGGGAGUGUGACAAAUGCAGAUUUAUGUGUGGAUCCAGAAAGUUUUAUAGAAAAUGUGGUCAAUGAGAGAAUAGAGAAAGACAUAAUCAAAACGUACAUAAAAUGUAAGGACGAUGGAGCAGCAGGCCAAUACUCUCAGGACAUUUCAGAAGCUUUAAGUGCUGUGACUUUAGCGAACGACACAUUAUCAAAGAUUUAUAAUGUCAGCAUUAGUUUAAGUAUAAUUAAUAAAGUAAAAGGGCCUAUUAUAGCUGUUAGAACACAAUUGAACUAUGGUUUUGGAAAUCUGACAGCUCUGAGUAAUGUGUUCCAGUGUCAGAGAACACAUGAUAAUUACCUAGCCAUAAAGGAAGCAGUAUGUCAUACAGUUAUAUUCAACAUGUCCCUGAUAUUGGCAGCUUUCCUUUUGUUAUCUUUGUUAUUAUCAUUAACACAGUGUAUUCUUCCUAAAAUGUGGCAUCUCAGUGGCAAAAGAAGAGGAAGUGGCUACAGACCAGUGGAUGAUACAGAUCCAUUUGUACCAAGACCACCUCCAUAUCAGGACUACGGAGCAUUGUAUGGUAUAGGAUCUCCACUUGGACCUUCAAACAGUGAUGCCAUCAAUAUGACAGGAGGACCACCUCUAGACUCACCUCCACCUGCUUACUCUGUACGUGGGUUUGGUGAGAGCAGACAUACCAGAAGUCACAGUACAACUUCAAGUGAAACAUGAUGUACAGAGUUGAUAACUGAGAAACAUGAGAUUAUAAACACUAAAUAAUUACUGAUCCGCCCACCUUAGUGGUUUUGUAUUAUAACAUUUAGACUGUGUGUACAGUAAUAAAUAUGUUCUGAAAGAAAAAGGUUUUUAAUGAUCUCACAAUGAGAGAUAUAUGAAGGGCUUUCAUAAUGACUUGUUAUGCAUUUGUAGAUACAAUUGUUUGCACUUUUUACAUCUUGCAUCAUAUAAUUAUUUUUUUUUAGUUUUUUCAUUGAACUGUUUUUUUAAAGUAUUUGUUCAUUUAUCUCCAUGAUAA